CUAAAACAUAAUACAGUGCAAACAAACCAAACCAACCACCCACAGAUAACAGUACAUACAAGCAAGCGUCGUCAGGCAGGCCGGGUCAAUAUCAAUAGGGCAGGUAGGUACAGGGGGAGCAAGCGGAGAUGGGUCGGGGUCACAGGCCAGGUUCAGCAGGUAGCAAGCAGCGUGGUACAGAGGGUCAGGCAGAGGGAUGGUCAGGAGCGAGCCGGGAUCAGAGCAGGAGAAGUCAGCAGCGGUUCAGAUCAGGCAGGGUCAGCAAAGGAACAGAAACAGGAUACAGGACAGAUACAGGGCCCAGGACAAACACAACACCAAGGCAGAGUCUGCAAGUCUGGCCAU
This is a messenger RNA of Staurois parvus, 345 nucleotides long. The record is from the annotation of a GenBank genome assembly. Lineage: Eukaryota; Metazoa; Chordata; Amphibia; Anura; Ranidae.